AGGCCGUUGAGAGAUCCAGCAGCUGGUAGUUAGAGGAGCGCCGAAGCAGGCAGAAACCAAGUCAGGCAGGGUAUUUCCUACUCCAUGUGAGAUAAACCGAGUCGUCUACCGCGCAUGCUACAGAAAAUAUGCUGUUCGGUGGCCCGAUGUGUUCCCGAAUCGGCUUCUGAGACAACAUUGUCACCCGGCUGUCGUUUUGGAGGAUUCCUCCCUCCAUCUCCCCGGAUCGCAGCGAACAGGCAAUGACAACGGUCCCAGCAACCCCGCAGCAGAUGAAGGACCGGCUGCUGCAGGCCAUUGACAGUCAGAGCAAUAUAUGCAAUAUGGUGGUUGUACUGGAAGUAAUUGCUUGUCUUGAGAAGUAUCCCAUUACCAAAGAAGCUCUUGAGGAAACACGACUUGGAAAAUUAAUUAAUGAUGUAAGGAAGAAGACCAAGGAUGAAGACCUUGGGAAACGUGCCAAGAAACUUUUGAGAAACUGGCAAAAGCUAAUAGAACCUGGGCCGGCUGUGUCUGCGAGCGUCCCUGGAUCUACCAAUGGCAGUUCUCAUCCCUGCAAAACGGAGUCGUUUCCUCCGGACAUUUCCGUAUCAGGGAAAGGAGUCCCUGAGGUCAAAAUCAGAAAUGAUGUUCAUAACACAUAUUCACCUAAAGCUGAGAAAUCAAGCAGCCGCAAGCGGCGGGCAGAGCACAAGGACAGUGGGGUGCGUUUACCGGAAAAGAUGGCCAAGAUGUCAGCAUAUGAUAAUUCUGUUGCCACACCACCCACCAAUGGGAUUGCAGGCAGUCCAAACGUCCUGCCUGACCAGGAGGUGGUCCCAUCUCCAGACAGAUCUCGAACAGACCAUCUUGAAAACGACAAAGUCAACAGAAUUCCAGUCAAUGCUGUCAAGCCUCGCCCCAGUUCCCCCGGCAUGGCCAAACCACCUAGCACCUCCUCUUUGAUUAAAGUUGCAGUGAUGCAGCAACAGGCUAAACUGGAUGAAGGAGGAGAGAGCUAUUAUCAAACGAGGAGUCCCCGCAGUGUCGCCUCCAGUCCAAGGAGCUUGAAGCAAGACUCUGUAUCCAAGCGUUCUUCGGCAUAUGCAGCGAAAGGAACGCCGAUCCCAAGCCCAUCUUCCAGAGACUCUCCCCUCUUUUUCUCCCAGCCUUUGUCCUCCCCAGGACAAGCGUCGCUCAGCGAGAAGCUGCCUCCUCCUUCUCAUAGGUCUACAGUACACUCUAAUUCAUCAGAAGUCCCUUCGCAUUGCCCGGCUCAAGACAUAUCUGCAACACUGGACUCCCCAUCUGUUUCCCCCUCCCUUUUUCUUUCGCAGCAGAACUUGGAAAUGCAACGAUCAACGUUUGAGGGGGGCGCGGCUGUGUCUGAUGACACAGAUGGGACAGUGGUACCAAUCUCUGAGCAUAAAAGAAGGAAGUACAGAUCUAGAGACUACUCUGUUAACUUAGACGGCCAGAAAUUAGAAGAUUUGACUAAGCCUGUGCGGUUAAAAGAACGCAGACUAACAUUUGACCCGGUCACAGGUCAGAUCAAACCUUUGGUGCAUAAAGAACCUUCUCAAGGGGAGACCGCCCCUGCUCUAGAUCCUGCAGAGUUCAGGCAGAGAAUUGAGAUCCCUGUCCAACAGCCCACUGCCACAACCUCAACCCCAGGUCCCAGCCCAAACCCCUUCCACCAGACGAACUGGAAGGAGCUAUCUAGAAACGAAAUCAUCCAGUCCUACUUGAACCUUCAGAGCAACUUGCUCACCUCCUCAGGGGUUCAGGCCCCUAGUGCACACUUUUUUAUGUCCGAAUAUCUGAAAAAGGAAGAACAAGUGACCAAGGAGACGAGGAAAAUGCACGUUUUGCAGACGGACAAAACAAAAGGGGAUUUACCAGGCGUGAGCCGGGAGGUGACAGAUGAGGACUUGGACAGGAUACACACACAGAACUGGCCGGGUGUUAACGGUUGUUAUGAUACCAAGGGCACCUGGUACGAUUGGACCGAGUGUAUAGCACUGGACCCUCAUGGGGAUGAAAGCAGAUUGAACAUCCUGCCCUAUGUUUGCCUAGACUGAGGGCUUUGCAAAGGCUGCCGUUG
Molecule: messenger RNA, 2083 nt
Organism: Nematolebias whitei (Rio pearlfish)
Lineage: Eukaryota; Metazoa; Chordata; Actinopteri; Cyprinodontiformes; Rivulidae
Gene: crsp7
Product: cofactor required for Sp1 transcriptional activation, subunit 7
Exons: 3
Coding region: 243-2060 (605 amino acids)
Biological process (GO): regulation of transcription by RNA polymerase II; positive regulation of gene expression
Cellular component (GO): mediator complex; nucleus; core mediator complex
Molecular function (GO): transcription coregulator activity
Source: RefSeq, a predicted model, not a curated record